Messenger RNA from Mobula hypostoma (lesser devil ray), 2551 nucleotides. Its product is annotated as zinc finger protein 346-like. The record is from RefSeq and is a predicted model, not a curated record. The coding region runs from base 114 to 944 and encodes 276 amino acids. NCBI's taxonomy places the organism in Eukaryota, Metazoa, Chordata, Chondrichthyes, Myliobatiformes, Myliobatidae. The transcript is spliced from 7 exons. Gene Ontology annotation, molecular function: zinc ion binding; nucleic acid binding.
GAACUUUCUGGAAAAGGUCCGCCGGCUCUCGCGCCAGGCAAAACGUACUCGCGAGAUUUCCCGGCGCCCUGCACGCGCGCUCGUUUGUUGGGUUUGUUGUUUGACUGGGAGCAAUGGCGGCGGAGAGACCGAUUCCUCAGUUGAUGGAAAGCUUCAAACCGGCUGGGGCUGCGGACAGUUCUGCAGGCAACGGGGCUGUACAAAAGAUCAUCGAAGGAAAUAGUGAGCUCUUCACAGACAGUCACUGCAAAGUGUGUAAUGCUGUGCUGAUUUCAGAGUCCCAGAGACUAGCACAUUACCAGAGCAAGAAGCAUGCCAACAAAGUACGUCGGUAUGAAGAGCUUCAUCAAGAUGGCGAGCCAGUUGCCAAAAUAAUAAUAAAAGAUUCUUCUGACAGUAGCAAUGGAGAAGUUGAUCGGAAUAAAUAUUGUCCACUCUGUAAUGUGACCUUUACAUCACCAGUUGUUGCCCAGUCUCAUUACCAGGGAAAGAACCAUGCAAAAACUCUGAAACUCAAGCAAAAACAAGAUGAAACUAUCCCAGCAUCUUCUGUUGCAGCUGCUCCCAAGGUAAAGAAUGAAGAUGCUCCAACUUCUGUGCAGUCUAGUGCUGAAUCUGGGAACAAUGACCCUGAUAAGUACUGUAGUCUGUGUCAAGCCUUUUUUAAUCAUCCAGCUAUUGCAAAACAGCACUAUGUGGGCAAAAGGCACAAGAAGCGUGAGACAAAAGCUAAGUUGCUGGAGCAACUGGGGCAGGCUGGUAGUAACUCUGCUUCUGCUAAAGGCUACCCUUGUACCACCUGUAACAUUGUACUGAACUCAAUAGAGCAAUAUCAGGCACACAUCCAGGGAACAAAACACCAGAACCACUUGAAACCUAAUGAAUUUACUGCUGCAGAAGAUAAUGAAGAAGGCCUUGAGUUAUUUAAAGAAGAUGUCAUCUAAUAGUGUUGGCAUGGUCAUCACUGGGUCAGUCAGUGAAUGUUACUCAGAAUGGAGGCCAGUUUGCCUAUGUUCAUGUUUGGAUCUGCAUAAUUUUAAGCAAGACAUUUUUACUGAAACAGUCAAUAAUUCUGAGCUCUAGGAUGCAAUGUAUUUUGUUCUCAGAUUUUAUGUUCAUUAAAGUGACUGAAGGUUUCAGACUAAGAGAACUAGGUUUAGAAUAGUAAGUGGUGCUGUAGUCAUGCUUUAUUGGCUUGGUUUGUUAAUAACUGAGAAACUUGUACCCCUACCUCUUGCACAGUUUUGUUUCUUAAAUCUCACCUGUUAAGUUGGUGAGUUCUCUAGGGAAUGAUAUAUGAACCAGUGCUAUAGAAGUGCUGUUGCAGAUUAUUGCAACGUAACUAAUUUGGUUGCCCUUGAAUUGCAGCCUAGGUGAGAUGACAAUCUCUGACUUGUAAUUAUAAAUUAUUACAAAUAUGCUCAACAAUGGAAUGUAGUUUUGUCACUACCAUAAUUAAUGAACGUAAUUCUGACAGUUUUGUCCUGGGUGUGUCUAACAAGCAUUUCUCUGAUCCUUGAAUAAUUGAGGAGCCAUUUGAUGGCAGUUGAAAAUGCAGAUUCUUUUAUUGCACGUUACUGAGCCCGCAAACCAAUUUGGAAAUUGCUGAUGUAGAUGCUGUGUAUAUGAUUGCAAUAUAAAUUCUACUCUGGAAAUACCUGAAUGUGUCUAUAUCUGUCUCAUUGCUGUGUUUGACUUUUGAAUGGCCACUCUGGUCUGGGUGUGACUGAUGAUCAUAUAGAGCUAAUUAUUGUAAAUAAUAUUAAUGUGAUCUUUUCAAACUGAUGAAACAACAUGUGAAAAUGCAUUCAUUAGUAACUAUUUACAUUUACGCAAAUAGUUCAGUGAAGGAUCUGGUAAAAAAAAACAUAGCAUUCAUGAUUUAAUGUUACAUUUAACAAAAAUAUUUUUGAUGUUUUAAUUGUCCUGUUGAUUUGAGUUUGUACUUUAAAUUGGCAAUUUAGUUGUAGAGAAAACCAAGGCUGCAGUUCAAAACUUUCUUUUACCUUGUUUGUCAAUAAAUUUUGUCCACUUUGUAGCACCUGCAAGACUACCCUGAACUCAGCAAUCCUAAUUGAAACAUGUCUCAAAAUUAAAUAUUCAUACAUUUCCAGACUUGAACAUUUUUUCCAGAGUGCAUGACCUAUAUUGGGGAAAAUGGGGAGAAGACUAGAAGUUAAUACAGGUGUAAUGAAUGUUAAAUGUUUAGAAUGGCAUAAAAUGUUUGUCUUCUGAUGCUAUAUUUUAUUGUGUAUGCAUUUGCUUUUUUAAAAAAAUGAAUUUGGCUGAAACUGGGCAGAAGAAGAGAAGCUGCUUUAAUUGUCAUUGUAAUUGAAAACAACUGAAUUGUGUAGAGAUAUUGUGCAAGGAUGGAACCGGGAGCUCAGUCUAUUCUAUUGCAUCUCUGUAAUUUGAGCUUUUUAAACACUUAGUCUUGCAUUUUUUUCUUUGCUUCAUCUCGAUAAUUAGUUGGACCUCAAGAGAUUUGUUGAAAAAUCUGUGACCCUUGACAAUUUUGUAUCUUUACUCUUCUCGUAUAUAAUAAAUGUCA